This is a messenger RNA of Didymodactylos carnosus, 762 nucleotides long. The record is from the annotation of a GenBank genome assembly. Lineage: Eukaryota; Metazoa; Rotifera; Eurotatoria; Philodinida; Philodinidae.
AUGAAACUUUUUGUACAUUUUCAUCCGACAUUCCAUGAAGUUUGUUCCAGUCAAUUUGUAACAACGGAAUGGUUUCUAUACAUAUCAUCUAAUCAAAGUAAUCUUCAGUUUGAUUCUGUUCAAUAUCUGACACGGUACAGAUUCAAAUUUAGUGCAGUUGGACCAUUGCAAUUUCAAGCACUUGCUAGUUUUUGUAAGUUGAGCAAAGAAACAAUAAAUGAUGCAUUAAUUCAAUUUAAUUUAUCUACGUUGGUUACUGCCAAAGUAUUAUCUCGUGAAUUAUUUGAAUUGCAAACAACAAGUAUAAUUUAUUUAUUUAAAUUAAUAACAUCAGACUCAUUUAAUCUUAGAUGGAAAAUGAUUCGUUCUACUACUCAACGAAAUCAAAUUAUAACCGGUCUAAAUACAAAUUAUUAUCCUCGCUCUGUUAUAUACGAUUCAUUAUUGGAAAACUAUACAAUAACUAAAACUCAGUCUAUCUAUCCGAAUACAGUAACGUGGUGUGGAUGUUCGGCUUCAACACAAUGUGGUGGCUAUACAUUUUUAGACGUUAUAUCUGACGUCUAUGUCACUGAACUACCAACUUGGCAUUGUGGAUGUUUAACACUUGACGGUUUAUUACGAUCAACACUCAAUUGCUUUUAUAAUAAUUCAGAAUGUUCUGAAAAAAUAAUUAGAUAUAUGAGAAACAGUACAUCAUAUCCGAUGACGAAUAUUACUGGUCUUUAUUUAACAUCUAAUAGUAGUACAAAUGAAAAAUGA